AUUAAAUGACAUUGGCAGUUUAAAGCUCUCUGGUGGGGAAGGGCUUAAAGGCUGAGUCAAAAGCCAAGAAGUCUCUUUAUUUACGCCUACCUCCCAGCCCCUGGCAAUCUGACUAAUAACAAACUGAGCUAACAAGAAAGACUAGAAAGAGCAGAGAGAACACAGAAGCAGCUUGGAUCUAAAAAUCUGACAAACCAAGUGAUCAAGUCAAGCUCUGCUGAGCAUCUUGUUUGUUUACUGCAUCCAAAUGCUUGCAAACAGUUAACUAUAAGCAGAAAAGUCAGCAUAGCUGUGAAGUAUGCUGUGAAUUUUAAUUGAGGAAAAAGGACAACUGCUUACAGGAUGGUUUAAUGUGCACGCUGCCCACAAGAUUUUUUCAACUGAACACUGUCUUCUGAACAAGGAUUUUAACUUUACAGAGCUGUAGUAUUACCAGAGCUUGCAGCAAAGUGAAACUCUGAAGAAAGUGUGCAUUUUUCACAGGGAAAAAUUACAUCACAUUGAAACAGCUGCUCCAACUGUGCAUUACUGCGCGUUUCACGGAGUGUUAGUGCUGUACAGAAUCUGCUGGGCAAGAUGAAGCUCUGGAUUUUUAUUCUAUAUUCAGCUGUGGUUGCAUCUGAUCCUUUCCACUCACAGCCUUCUUUUACUUCAGUCAGAGGAUCUUGUCAGAGUUUGUGUUCCUGUGAAGAAAAGGAUGACACCAUGAUUAUAAACUGUGAAAAAAGAGGUAUCAGUAUGGUAUCAGAAAUAAAUGUCCCACCAUCCCGGCCUUUCCAUCUUAAUCUCUUAAACAAUGGCCUGACUACGUUACAUGCAAAUGAUUUUGCUGGCCUUGUUAAUGCUAUCUCUCUUCAUCUUGGUUUUAAUAAUAUUGCAGAUAUUGAGCCUGGGGCUUUCAAUGGUCUCAGCCUCCUUAAACAACUUCAUAUCAAUCACAACUCUUUAGAAACACUUAAAGAAGAUACAUUUCAUGGAUUAGAAAAUUUGGAAUUUCUUCAAGCAGACAACAAUUUCAUCAUAGUGAUUGAAGCAAGUGCCUUUAGCAAGCUCAACAGGCUUAAAGUGCUUAUUUUGAAUGAUAAUGCCAUUGAGUAUCUUCCUCCAAACAUUUUUCGUUUUGUGCCAUUGACCCAUUUAGAUCUUCGUGGAAACCAGUUACAGACACUGCCCUAUGUUGGCUUUUUGGAACACAUCGGUAGAAUACUAGACCUUCAGCUGGAAGACAAUAAAUGGGCCUGUAACUGUGAUUUGCUGCAGCUGAAGAUAUGGCUAGAAAACAUGCCUCCUCAGUCAAUAAUAGGUGACGUUGUAUGCAACAGUCCUCCAGUUAUCAAAGGCAGCAUCUUAAGCCGUUUGAAAAAAGAAUCACUUUGUCCCACUCAUCCUGUCAAUGAACUUGAAGAUCCUUCAGGGUCACUGCCCUUGGUAGUAACCACCUCUACCAGUGACAGUCACCUAUCUACUAAGGUGAUUCCUAUCCUGAAAGCUCCUACUAAAGAACCAAAUUUAGUGCUUCAUACUUCAAAGCCUACUACUCAGUUUCCAGGAAUCUAUUGUCCUGUUCCCUGUCACUGCACCAGCCAUAUGCUCUCAGGAGUUCUCAUGCACUGUCAGGAGCGAAAUAUUGAAAGCUUGUCUGAUUUAGGACCCCCUCCUCCAAAUCCCAAAAAGCUUAUUCUAGCUGGAAACAUUAUUCAGACAUUACUGAAAUCAGAUCUUGUAGACUAUGCCAGCCUCGAAAUGCUUCACCUGGGGAACAAUCGCAUUGAAAUCCUUGAGGAAGGAUCCUUUAUGAAUCUGACUAGACUGCAAAAAUUGUAUCUCAAUGGCAAUCAUCUUACAAAGCUAAGUCAGAAUCUCUUCCUUGGCCUUCAGCACCUUGAAUACUUGUACCUUGAAUAUAAUGCCAUCAAAGAAGUUUUGCCAGGAACAUUUAAUGUAAUGCCAAAACUUAAGGUCCUCUACUUAAAUAACAACCUUCUUCAGACUUUGCCAUCCCAUAUCUUUUCAGGUGUUCCACUCACCAGAUUAAAUCUGAAAACAAACCAAUUUGCUCAUUUACCUGUGAGCAAUGUCUUGGAUGAACUGAAUAUGCUGGUACAAAUUGAACUUGAAGACAACCCCUGGGACUGUACCUGUGAUUCUGUUGGCCUGCAAAAAUGGAUACAAAAACAGAGUAAGAAUACAAUGAUGGGUGACAUUUUUUGUAAAUCUCCAGGACACCUAGCAAAAAAAGAACUGAAAUCCCUGAGCAGUGAAGUCUUGUGUCCAGGUUUUAUAAACAGCCCUGCCCUACCAACUCAUGCCAGUUUUGUAGUUGUGACUUCUACUACCACCAACACUGCAGACACUGCCCUGCGGUCCCUUACAGAUGCUGUCCCACUUUCUGUUCUAAUAUUAGGACUUCUAAUUGUGUUUAUAACUAUUGUAUUUUGUGCAGCAGGAAUAGUUGUUCUUGUUCUGCAUCGGCGACGAAGAUGCAAAAAGAAACAAGCGGGUGAACAAAUGAGGGAUAGUAGCCCCGUUCACCUUCAGUACAGUAUGUAUGGGCAUAAGACGACACACCACACAAUGGAACGCCCAGCUGCAGCUCUCUAUGAGCAACGUAUGGUUACUCCCAUGGUUCAGGUCUACCGCAGCCCAUCCUUCAGCCCCAAGCAUACUGAGCAACAGGAGGAGGGAAGUGAGAAGGAAGCUAAUGAUUCCAAACAUCUCCGCCGAAGUCUCCUGGAAAGAGAGAACAGUUCACCUCUUACAGGUUCAAAUGUCAAAUAUAAGGCUACAGAUCAAUCUGCUGAAUUUCUAUCAUUUCAGGAUGCCAGCUGCUUGUAUAGAAACAUUAUUGAAAAAGAGAGAGAACUGCAGCAACUGGGGAUCACGGAGUACCUAAGAAAAAAUAUCGUCCAGCUUCAGCCUGACAUGGAAGUUCAUUAUCCUGGAGCACAUGAGGAGCUGAAGCUAAUGGAAACACUCAUGUACUCCAGGCCAAGAAAGGUUUUUCUAGAACAAACUAAAAAUGAGUAUUUUGAACUCAAAGCUAAUUUACAUGCUGAGCCUGACUACCUGGAAGUCCUGGAGCAGCAGACAUGAAGUGAUAAUACGUUGGGCUGGGGCUGAAUUUCUGUAAUUCUAUUUUAAGUUGGAACCGUUGCCAAUAAAGUGCCUUAUAAUAACAUGUCAAUAGUCAGAACUUAAGCACAGCAGUAAUCCUAGCAACAAACCCCUCAGGGAUCACUGUGGGAAGCCAUGGAGUUGUGUGCGGGCAAUAUGUCUCACCCCAAGUUAAAUAUGAACCUUCUGUGAUUGAACUGUGGGAGGAAGAUUGCUUAUUGCAAUAUUCCUCAACAUUUUAAAAAGGUGUGUACAGCAAUCUCCGUUCUGUACCCAACCUAUGGAAAAAAUAUUUACCUUUACUAUUUCUUUUUUUCCUCAGUUUAAUUAGAUUACAUUAAAAAAAACACCACCUGUGUUUGUAGUUGUAAGGUUAGAGUGUCUUGAUUAGGUUAGUACAUGCACUGCAUACAUGACAAUUGUCUACAACUAAACUUACCAUACCCUUAUAAUAAAUAUGAAAGGAGUUGAAGUGUUGUCAUACUAAAUGUCAGUUAGAAAAAAAAAAAAAAAGGAAAAACACAAAAAGAAAAUAUCUUUGUGUAUGCACCUAGAGCCUGCAAAUAUUUAAGUAUUUUAUACCAAACUUCAUCAUGUGCAUUCUGUAUCAGUAUGUGGAAGGAAAAAUAUGUUACUAUGUUUACCCAACAUCUUCAAUGAAGAAAAAAGCAAGCCUUUUGCUAUUUUCCCUGUCUGAUAGCUUUACCUAAGUUUGGACAAUCUUUUCUUGAGCUGCUGCUAUAAAAUAUUGUGCAUCACUGGUGUUUCAACUCAUAAUCCUGGGCAAUUUGAAAAGCUACUGAGAAUCAGCUGUAAAUAUGUUAAUGUGUUUAAUAAUUUUGAUUUUAUAUAUAUAUAUACAUAUCUAUAUAUAUAAAUAACUUCCGUGCUGGCUUUAAAUAUUCUUGGAGUUCGCUGUGGUUAGGAACUUCCAAGUGCAAAUAUAGGUUUUUUCCCACCCUUCCCAAAAGCAACUUCCAGACAGAAUUACUGCAACAAUACACACACAUGAGGAAGAAAAAUAGUAUUUAGCUGUUUGUACAAAAAUAUGUUAUAUUUUCUGAAAUUAGAAAAAAAAUAAAGUGUUGUGGGAAGAAUAGGUUAAAAAAAAGGUAGAACACUGCAGAUUUAUUUUUGCAAUGAAUUCUAGCUAGGUUUAUAUUUACUAUUUAUUCUGUAUAAUUUUGUAUUAUUUUUCAACUCACAAGAAAAGAAAAAGCUUAUUCCUGGCUGCCUUUCAAGCAAAUCAAGGAACUGUUCUCUAUCAAUGAAAAAGAAAUAAAGAGUUUUUAAAAUGUCUUUUUCUUAAAGGUCACUUUUUAAAGAAGGCAGCAACUUCUGCAUACACAAGUUUAGAACCAUUUGGGAAUUAGACACAAAGCUUCUCACUCUUAUCAUGUGGACAGAAGCAUCUUGUCCAGAGUGCAGUAAGGCCAUUCAAUUUCUGUGCAUGACUGACAUGGUGCCAAAACACAAAUUCUGACCUGCAUUUAUCUUCCUCUAGGCAAAUCUUUUGUAAACUGACUAUGCAUGAACAUUUUUUUCCUAAUUUCUAUUUGUAGAGCAAAAGAUUAGCUUAAUUACUACAUGUCUAUAUAUGUAUGCUAAACUUAGCAUUGAAGUCUUGAUAAACUCAAAGUAAAAAGAUAUAUUCUUUAUUUCAGCUUACUGUUGAUGUCUUACCUAUUUGUAUAUACAAAUGUGAGUUCUUCAUAUUCUCUGUACAUAAGUUUCUGACAGAAAAUUUUCCUAUACAUACAAAAGUCAGAUUCUCAGUUCUUUCAAAUUUGCAUAGAGGUAAUGACUUUGAUGGUGCUAUACUAAUUUAUGUAAUUUGAGGAUCUGACCACAUGUUGUCUCUGUGAAACAUAUCAACUUCCUUAUUAAUAUUUUUCAGGAUUUGUUAUGGAAACCUUGUUGGCUCCCAAAACUCAAACUGUCAGUUAUCAGAGAAUAAGUAUUAUUUCCUCUUUCUAUGACUGAGAAUAAUUAGUUCAGAAAACUUGUGUAUUUAGGAGGAUUAGGAAGAGUAAAUCUAGUGACAACAUAUUUGUUUCAUUGUUGCCUUUAUUGUGGACAGCUAAAGAUAAUGAUAAGUAUUAGUUGUGCAGGUAAGAGUGAAACAAAAAAGAAAAUGCAGCUUCAUUAAUUUAGGUAUCUAUUAUUAUUUUAGCUGUCCUUGCAUAGUCAAGACGUGAAUGGGCUUCAUGUCCAUGCCAUAGAACCUGAUCUGGAGGAGCGACUAAAGCCUAGGUGGGAUGGCUUAGAGCAUCAAAAUGACACUAGAUGUCUACAUUUAAACAAUUUAGUUUCACACAGAAAAAAUCUAAGUAACUUUAUUAUUUGAAAUAAUUAAGAUCCAGUGUUUUUUGAAUUCUCAGAGAUCACAAAUUAGUGUAGAGAAAAAAAAAAAACAGAACAAAGAUGUACAUGGUACUUGAUAACAAAUUUUAGUAUUUCAGUGUGUUUCAUUUCAGUAGUUAUAUCCAUUAGUAAAUAAUGGGUGUAAAAAUAAUACCCUGCAAUUGGCAAGAUGCAGGGAAAUUAUGAUUCAGGCCCUCAGGCUUAGAUUUAAGAGAAAUAGCUUCAGACUAAAGACAAUUGCCACAUGCACAGAUGUCACUUUGCUUAGCUGCUAACAGUUACUUGGCAGAACGUUGAGGACAACUGUGUGGCAAAACAUUCUUCUUGGUUGCAGUCUCAAAGCAUCAGAAAGAAGAGUCAGCUAAAUUCAUGUCAAAGCAACUCAUUUAUACAGCUGUAUCAGAGCAUCACUCAGCAGAAUUAGAGAGCACUUUAGCUUUUAGCUUUCCCUCAGCAGGGAGAUUCACAUCAUUCAUUAUGUAAGGGCAACUGUACUCUGUGGCAGUCUGUAACACCACAAGUAGUUUUGCAGUAUCCAGGAAUCACUAGAAUGUGGCAUGUCAUCCACUUUCCUAUCAUCUGUCCCUACUGGACUGCCAUAUAGUGAAAGUUUGUAUGAUGAGGAGAGAGGGGUCUGUCUAUAACCUUACCUCUUACUAACAUUCUCAGACAGUGGUUUUCCAGCUGUGAGGAAACUUUAUAUUGCCAUAACAGAAAUGGAUAAGAAUUUGGCCUUAUAUGAUUAUUCUUAAUGAUAUGAAGCUGAAGAAUAUCAGUAUCUGCAGAUAAAAAUAAAAUCAUGACAUGAGAAAGGUAUCAUGUACAAAGAAAGAAGGAUGCAAUAUCUGUUUCAAAAAGUUCCUUGGAACAUUUUAAUUAUAAAAAUUAUAAAUUUGCCCUUAAUGCUAUUGAUGUUUGCGGAAAGUUAGGAGAGGUAUUCAGAAAUUUUUUUGUUAAAACCAUAUUCUCAUUCUUUUUUUUUUUUUUUUUUUUUUUUCCUAGUGACAGGCACAGUUAAGUGGUUUCAUACAUUUGACUUAGCUAGAAUAAUGGAGGCUGGAAGGCAAAGUAUGUUUGACAGUCUGCAACAAAGUGGAUCCAUUUUUCUCCUGUCAGCAUGAUAGUUUAACUAAGUGUGAGAACGGUGCUUCGUCAAGCACGCUGGUGUACAUAGCAGCUAUGUUGUUGUUGUUAGGGUACCUCAAGGUAACCAACAGUACAAUUUUUCCCCUCACAUUUGAGUGAAGAAAAUAUAUUAAAUAACACUAUAGACCUGUUCCCUAAAUAAAAGAUAUUAAAGCAAUUUAUUUAA
Phalacrocorax carbo (great cormorant) is the source of this 6790-nucleotide messenger RNA. The record is from RefSeq and is a predicted model, not a curated record. NCBI's taxonomy places the organism in Eukaryota, Metazoa, Chordata, Aves, Suliformes, Phalacrocoracidae.